Messenger RNA from Etheostoma cragini (Arkansas darter), 1362 nucleotides. Its product is annotated as pepsin A-like. The transcript has 10 exons. The coding region runs from base 16 to 1209 and encodes 397 amino acids. Lineage: Eukaryota; Metazoa; Chordata; Actinopteri; Perciformes; Percidae. The record is from RefSeq and is a predicted model, not a curated record. Gene Ontology annotation, molecular function: aspartic-type endopeptidase activity. Gene Ontology annotation, biological process: proteolysis.
CCUGUAUAAAAGAGGAUGCAUGCCUGUCUGUGGGCACUCAGGUUUUGGAGUCUUCAGUUGAUAGCCGAGACGAUGAAGUGGGCCGUUGUUGUGUGUGCCAUGGUGGCACUGUCCGAGUGCUUAGUCCAGAUCCCUCUGAAGAAGGGCAAGUCAGCCAGGGAGAACCUGGAGGAGCAGGGUCUGUGGGAGGAGUACAGACUCAAGUACCCAUACAACCCCAUGGCCAAGUUUGACCAGAGCUUUGCCGUGGGCACUGAGGGAAUGACCAACGAUGCUGAUCUGGCUUACUAUGGAAUUAUCUCCAUUGGAACUCCUCCUCAAUCCUUUAAGGUCAUCUUUGACAGCGGCUCGUCUAACCUGUGGGUGCCCUCCAUCUACUGCAACAGUGCAGCCUGCAACAACCACAAGAAAUUUAACCCUGGCACAAGCAGCACUUACAGAAACAACGGCGGAGCUCUGGACAUCCACUAUGGUACCGGCAGCAUGACUGGUUUCCUUGGAUACGACACAGUUAGGGUGGGUGGGCUCCCUGUGAAAAACCAGAUCUUCGGCUUGAGCGAGAGUGAGGCUCCCUUCAUGCAGCACAUGAGUGCUGAUGGUAUCCUGGGCCUGGCAUACCCACGCCUGUCCGCUUCAGGCGCUACACCCGUCUUCGACAACAUGAUGAGGCAGGGCCUGCUCAACCAGGACCUCUUCUCUGUGUACCUGAGCUCUAACUCUCAGCAAGGCAGUGUGGUGACCUUCGGUGGUGUUGACCCCAACCAUUACUCUGGUCCCAUCUCCUGGAUUCCCCUCUCCAAUGAGCUGUACUGGCAGAUCACAGUGGACAGUGUUACUGUCAAUGGCCAGGUUGUGGCUUGCCAAGGGGGUUGCCAGGCUAUCGUGGACACCGGCACGUCUCUGAUUGUUGGACCUCAGAGCAGCAUCAACAACAUCAACCAAAUGGUGGGAGCUACCAACCAGAACGGAGACUAUUUGGUCAACUGCAACAGCAUUGCCCAAUUGCCAGAUGUGACCUUCCACAUCCACGGACAGGAAUUCACCAUCCCAGGCUCUGCCUACGUCCGUCAGUCCCACUACUAUGGUUGCCGUACUGGCUUUUCCAACGGAGGAGACAGCCUGUGGAUCCUGGGUGACGUCUUCAUCAGACAGUACUAUUCCAUCUUCAACAGAGCUCAGAACAUGGUGGGUCUGGCCAAGGCUAGAUAAGCAAUCUGAGGUCACCUUUCCCAAGAGCCUUGAAACAAUCAUGUGUACAUCUUAGUAUUACAGUAGGAUUUCCAACAUGCCCGAGACUCGAAUCUUCUCCUUGUCCUGAAUAUGAUAUAAUUUCCUCAAAUUCAAUAAAAAGAUUUAAAUCAA